This is a messenger RNA of Tympanuchus pallidicinctus (lesser prairie-chicken), 1157 nucleotides long. RefSeq names its product mediator complex subunit 21 (gene MED21). NCBI's taxonomy places the organism in Eukaryota, Metazoa, Chordata, Aves, Galliformes, Phasianidae. Gene Ontology annotation, molecular function: transcription coregulator activity. The record is from RefSeq and is a predicted model, not a curated record. The transcript has 4 exons. Gene Ontology annotation, biological process: regulation of transcription by RNA polymerase II. Gene Ontology annotation, cellular component: mediator complex. Bases 92 to 526 code for a protein of 144 amino acids.
CCGGAAAAAGAUCCCCGUCCCACCCACCGGAAGGAGGCUCACGCCCCGCCCCGCCUACCGGAAGGAGUCCCCCGCCCCGCCCAGCUUAGCCAUGGCGGACCGGCUCACGCAGCUGCAGGAUGCGGUGAACUCGCUCGCUGACCAGUUCUGUAACGCCAUCGGUGUGCUGCAGCAGUGUGGCCCCCCAGCUUCCUUCAGCAACAUUCAGACAGCAAUCAACAAAGACCAGCCGGCGAAUCCCACGGAAGAAUAUGCCCAACUGUUUGCAGCAUUGAUUGCACGAACUGCAAAAGAUAUUGAUGUUCUAAUAGAUUCCCUGCCCAGUGAAGAAUCAACAGCAGCUUUGCAGGCUGCCAGUCUGUACCGGUUGGAAGAAGAGAAUCACGAAGCAGCUGCCCGUCUGGAAGAGGUGGUUUAUCGUGGGGAUAUGCUCCUGGAAAAGAUACAGAGCGCCCUGGCUGAUAUUGCCCAGUCGCAACUGAAGACCAGAAGUGGCACACACAGCCAGCCCCUUCCGGACUCGUAGCACCAGGGGGCAGCACACCGUUGCAAAACUGAACUGCGGCAAGUGAUCUGGUGUAAAACCCAGCCCUGUGCCUACCGGGAGCUGCAGCGGCCAGCCCUGCUCUCCUGGGGCUUCCAGGUGCCCUGAUUAUCGGUAACAGUAGCUUUAAUCAAAGCUCAAAUUACAGAAACACAUUGUAGAAUCAGUGGUUUUUUUUCUCAAAUUAUACAUCUUAAUAUAUAAUUCUUUGACUUAAAAUAUUAAUUUCUUAGGUUUUUUUUUUCCACAUAUAUGUCUGACUUCAGUCUUAUCUUUUUUUGUACGGGCCUUCAUGUCUAAAGGAAACAAAAGAACCUUAAGAAUAUGUAAUUUACUAACCUGCCUUCAGUCUUGUAUGUUCGUGGUGUACUUUUUUUGUUGUUUUUUAAACUCAAACACGGACACACUGUUUAAUUUGCCAGAGUUCCAUGGAGACAAUGAUGUGAAUACAGUGGCCAUCUGUUCUAAUUAACGGAAAUGGUAAUUAAACAUUUGUAUUACUACUUAGCUUAUCUUUUACAGAGCAGGUAAAGGGGUAAGUAAACUUAGAAGUUUGCAGAGUAAGUGUUUUUGCUAUUGGCAUCUCAUUUAAAAAUAAAUAAAUCUUCAAAUA